GCGAAAAGCACCAUUCACUGUGUCAGUGAGAACGGCAGAUUGUAUCCCACUGGCUCAGAAAGGGAAAUACUGUAUGCCACUGCUGCUGAGGAGACAUAGCGUAGCUCAUUGCUUCAGUGAGAAAGAAAUACUAUCUCACUGGAGGGACAUAUUGUAUCCCACUGCUGUUGAGGGGGAGGGGGCAUAGUGUAGCUCACUUCCUCAAUGAGAAGGACAUACUGUAUCUCUACCUCUGAGGGUUAUACUGUAUCCCAUGCCUCUGAGAGAGGAAUAUACCGAAUCCCACUUCCUCCGUGAGGGACAUAGCCCACUGAUCAGUGAAAGGAACAUCGCGUAUUCCAUAUUCUGUGAGGAUAUACUUUAUCCCACUGCUUCAGUAAGAGGGAUAUUGUCCCGUUACCUCAGCGAGAGGGACAUGGUAUAUUCUGCUGCCUCUCCGAGAGGACAUUAUCUCACUGCCUCAGUGUGAGGCUUCCUGUCCCUCUGUCUGAGAGGGGUUACUGCCUCAGUCAGAGGCCAGCGACCCGCGGAUUCGCUGAGAAGAUCAUUGUUCCUCUACCGCAGUUCUGCUCCAUUUCCACCAGAUCUUCCCUGCUGUCACAGCUUCCUAAUCUGCCGAAGUUCGCUAGUGCAGACGGGGAGAAAGAGGAGGAAGAUGCUGCCACUGCUGGAGGCUGGCACCUCUCUGAUAGAAAAUGCCGUGGAGAGAGUGGCGGAGGGCAGUUUGACAUCUACCGUGCUGGUCACUUCAGCUUUUAUCUUGAGUGUGGCGUAUUUCUCUAAAAUGACUUUAAAACAGACCGAAAAUCAGAAGGGUGUGAAAUACCCACCUUAUAUUUAUUCCAGUAUUCCAUUCCUUGGACAUGCAAUUGCCUUUGGAAGAAGUCCAAUUGAAUUCUUAGAAAAUGCAUACUGUAAGUAUGGUCCAGUGUUUAGUUUUACAAUGGUUGGAAAGACAUUUACCUAUUUGCUGGGGAGUGACUCGGCAGCUUUGCUUUUCAACAGUAAAAACGAAGACUUGAAUGCUGAGGAUGUUUACUCCAGGCUGACAACACCAGUGUUUGGCAAAGGAGUUGCUUAUGAUAUCCCAAACCCUAUAUUCUUGGAACAAAAGAAGAUGCUCAAAACUGGUCUGAACAUUGCUCAAUUUAAACAGUACAUCUCUCUGAUUGAAGGGGAAACCCAUGAGUAUUUUAAACGCUGGGGUGAUAGUGGAGUUAAAAAUUUGUUUGAGGCUUUGUCAGAGCUGAUCAUUUUAACAGCUAGCAGUUGCUUACAUGGGAAAGAGAUACGAAAUCUGCUGAAUGAACAGAUUGCACAGCUCUAUGCUGACCUCGAUGGUGGAUUUACCCAUGCUGCCUGGCUUCUUCCUGGUUGGUUACCUCUUCCCAGUUUUAGGCGGAGGGACAGAGCGCACCGAGAAAUCAAGAAUAUCUUCUUUAAGGUAAUCCAGAAACGCAGAGGUUCAAGUGAGAAGGAGAAUGACAUAUUGCAGACCUUAUUGGAGGCCACCUACAAGGAUGGUACCCCUCUAACUGAUGAUGAAAUUGCAGGCUUGCUUAUUGGCCUGUUGUUGGCAGGGCAACAUACUUCCUCCACCACUAGUGCCUGGAUGGGAUUUUUCUUGGCUAAAGACAAAGAGCUUCAGGAACGUUGCUAUGCAGAGCAAAAAACUGUGUGUGGAGAGGAUUUGCCACCACUACACUAUGAUCAGCUGAAGGACAUGAACUUGUUGGAUCGCUGUUUAAAAGAAACGCUGAGGCUCCGUCCUCCAAUAAUGACAAUGAUGAGAAUGGCAAGAACACCACAAACUGUAGCUGGUUACACUAUUCCUCCUGGUCACCAAGUGUGUGUGUCUCCUACUAUCAACCAUAGACUUCAGGAUACUUGGACUAACAGGCUUGAUUUCAACCCAGAUCGCUUUCUUCAAGAUAACCCAGCAGCCCUGCAGAAGUUUGCAUUUGUACCUUUUGGUGCAGGGCGCCAUCGUUGUAUUGGAGAAAACUUUGCAUUUGUACAGAUCAAGACUAUCUGGUCCACUUUAAUUCGAUUGUAUGAAUUUGAUCUUGUUGAUGGAUACUUUCCAACAAUAAAUUACACAACUAUGAUACAUACCCCUAAUAAUCCAGUAAUCAACUACAGGAGGCGAAUACAAUGAGAACUGGAUUAAUAAAAGUAAUUUUAUUGUAUUCAAUUACUCAUUAAGGUUUUGGCCCUAAGAUUUAUUUCACUGAUCUGUUAUAGGUACACAACUAAAAUGUAAAUGAAAUAAUUUAGUACUGAUUAUUUAUAUGUAAGAUGGUACUGUACACCUAUUAAUUUCAUUUUUAGAAUUUUAAAACCCAACUGGUGAGAGACUUUCCCAGCUUGUUUCUUACAAAGUAAGUUCCUUGUGCUAAGAUUCUGAAUCUUGUUUCUAUUAAACAAAAUCAAAUCUCAUUAGACUUCACAACAACGUCAGAUCUUUUAGUAAAUUACAUGCUUUAUUGGUUUACUCAAAUUUAAAAAAUGAAUGUGGGUCCUGUUUUGGCAGUGAUUUAUCACCAGACAUUAAGCAGCUGAUUCAGGCCACUUGUAUUUUAUUGAUUUUAUGAAGUAUAAUUAUGCCCCAUCUUCAAAUAUGAAAUUUUAUGUUGACAUAAUUUGACAUUUUAAUUUCCCUUGUGACAAUUAUUUUUAAAUAAGUACAUUGAGAAAAUGUAGUAAUUUCAUUUUUAUUGUGGUUUUCUUAUAUGGAAAGUGUGGGAACAGGGUUCUAGCAUGAAUAUUAGAAUAAGUAAUUUAAUAUUCAUUUCAUUAUAAUUAUUGAAUGAUAGAAUUUGGACAAAUUUUGGUAUUUCUGAAAGGCUAUAUACCAUGUUGAAAGUUUGAGUCAUAUUUUCCCAACCUCAAGUUGCAGUCACAGUUUAUAGCUUCAGCUGUCUCGUUUACUUGUAAUGUUGGAUAAAAUAAACAGUUGUCUAAUAUGCCAGAUAUUUUGUGAUUAAUGAAAAUUGUUUCAGUGCAACUGUCUACUUCAAGGGGACAUUCUUA
Messenger RNA from Hemiscyllium ocellatum (epaulette shark), 3033 nucleotides. It is a transcript of the gene cyp51a1, whose product is annotated as lanosterol 14-alpha demethylase. NCBI's taxonomy places the organism in Eukaryota, Metazoa, Chordata, Chondrichthyes, Orectolobiformes, Hemiscylliidae. The transcript has 10 exons. Bases 656 to 2158 code for a protein of 500 amino acids. Gene Ontology annotation, molecular function: heme binding; oxidoreductase activity, acting on paired donors, with incorporation or reduction of molecular oxygen; iron ion binding. The record is from RefSeq and is a predicted model, not a curated record.